AUGGCCGGUUUUAGUCGUUUCCAAUUUAAAAGUUAUCGAUGGUUGAUAUUGAUUGUCGUGUUGGUAAUCUUGCCUAUCGUUUCGCUACUGCAUUUGGGAGCGCUAUUACUGUAUAGACGACAGAACGUUUAUUUCGUGGGCAAUCAUUAUAUUCAUGAUGCAUCAUCAACCAUCACCGAAACCUCGACCGAAACAACGAGUCACCAGCGUCCAAGUAAUAUCGAAUGUAAAGGUGGGGAGUUGCUGACUGGAAGAGUUGGGAAAUUUAGUAAUUUUAUCGCCGAACUCAAUAGCAGCCAACACCGUCAAUUUGAUUCAGGUGUUUUGAAUUUCUCGUACGCUUAUGACCACAUCGAUAUGCAGCAGGUUUUUACCGAGGAAUUUUCGAGCUACGAUUCGCUUCCAGCAAAUAAAACGGCAACGUAUCCUGGUGGAUAUAUUUAUGUCAUGGGUGUAGGACAGGAGCUUUCACAAUGCACACGACAUUUGUUCGAGUUGUGCUUGUACGCGACUACCAGCCGAAGAAAAGUCGUGACGCCUCAAAUGAGUAAUGGCGGAAUGAAUAUAGGUGGAAUGCCUUUUGGUGAAUUUUACGAUGUUCCCAAUUUAAAUAAGCAACUGUUGAGGUUUGGCUAUUCUGAAUUGGCUACCGAGGAUGAAUUCCGGAACAAUUGCGAGAAUCAAAGAAAAAAGGUUGUGGUGGUAUUCUAUGAAAAACCCGUGAGAAAAAGUUUCCCAUUAUUCUUCCAUGCCGCUUUUCGCGAUAAAUUUGACAUGUAUGAAAAGGUGACGAAAGCUGGGUGGCUAAACUGUACACAGUAUAUCACUGAAAUACCGAAGACUUUUGAAAAAGAUCGAAAUAACGCCGACUAUUAUUGCGUGGACAAAAACAUGUUUGAAAAUAUAGAAUUAUUUAAGAAGAUUCUAGGCGAUAGCAAGUGUGUUUUCAUCAAUUCAUGGAUCGAUUCCUCUUAUGUACACUGGAACAGAAUUUUACCAGCCGGUGCACCUGGGGCUUUUAAAAUCCUAUACUGGUUUCUUGAUCCCAGCCCGGAAGUCAUAGACGAAGCGAAUGCUUUCCGAGACAUGCGUAUACAACGUCCCUAUGUUGCAAUACAUAUCCGUGGUGCAAAAUUCAAAAACAAAUCAUUCCUUCAACCUUGCUUCGAUAUAGCUUUGGAAUUUGUGAAUGCGUUAAGGCGAACACGUAAGGUAAAAACCUUAUUCCUUUCUACCGAUAUGUCGCAAUUUGGUGGAUAUACGAACAAGGAUAAAGUCUCGCAUCAGUUAUUCGCAGAAAAGUCAGGGGCGGUCAUAUAUGACCCCAAUGUUGCGAAGCAAAUACUUAAACGGAUAGAUCGUUGGAAAGUCUCGUUGACCGAAGUGCGGCUUUUGUCACAGAGUGAUCAUCUUAUUACAAUAGGGAAGGGGAGUUUUGGCAACUUUAUCAGAAAUAGAUAUCUUUGGGAACACAGGAAUAAGCAAAAUUGGACGCUCUCUAAAUUGUGUUUUAACACAGCUUCACGGUUCUUUUAA
Paramuricea clavata is the source of this 1536-nucleotide messenger RNA. Lineage: Eukaryota; Metazoa; Cnidaria; Anthozoa; Malacalcyonacea; Plexauridae. The record is from the annotation of a GenBank genome assembly.